GUAUUUAGGACGUGGCUGUUAAUGGAACAUUUCAUAUAUGAGCACAGAAUAAGGAAGGCACUCUAAUCUUUAAGGAAAUGGCAGGAUUCUUGGACAACUUCCGAUGGCCAGAAUGUGAGUGUAUUGACUGGAGUGAAAGAAGAAAUGCGGUUGCUUCGAUAGUCGCAGGUGUAUUGUUUUUCACAGGUUGGUGGAUAAUGAUAGAUGCUGCAGUAGUUUACCCAAAGCCAGAACAGAUGAACCAUGCAUUCCAUACCUGUGGUGUGUUUUCAACACUAGCUUUUUUCAUGAUAAAUGCUGUGUCAAAUGCACAGGUGAGAGGAGACAGCUACAGUGAUGGAUGUUUAGGAAGGACAGGUGCUCGUGUCUGGCUCUUUAUUGGCUUUAUGCUGAUGUUUGGUUCACUUAUUGCUUCGAUGUGGAUUCUUUUUGGAGCAUAUGUUACACAGAACACUAAUGUUUAUCCUGGAUUAGCAGUGUUUUUCCAGAAUGCAUUGAUAUUUUUCAGUACUCUGAUCUACAAGUUUGGAAGAACAGAAGAAUUAUGGGGAUGAGAGAUCAAGGAGAGCGUUAUCUGUUCCAUAGUGGCUAUGUUGUACUCUGUAUGUAGAUACAUUUACAUUUCUUUGUUCUCAUUUUGCUUUCUCAAUCAUACAAACUAAGACAAAUUACAGUUUCUGUAAGAAGUUCCCCCUUUUCAUAGGAACGCUUUGUGAAUAUGUACAUAUGAUUGUAUAUAUCUUAAAAAGGGAAAGUUGGGCUCACUCUCUGAAAUCUUCAGGCUCAUUUAUUCAAGCACAUGCGGUUC
Molecule: messenger RNA, 808 nt
Organism: Tinamus guttatus (white-throated tinamou)
Lineage: Eukaryota; Metazoa; Chordata; Aves; Tinamiformes; Tinamidae
Source: RefSeq, a predicted model, not a curated record